AUGCUAAACAGGAUCCAGGAGGUGGUAGCGGUGGCGAACAGUCCCGUUACGGAUGCUGUGACUAAGAAACAGGCACUUGAAUUUCUGGAUCAAGUGAAAGCGGAGCCGAACGCUCCACAACUGUUCGUCAGUCUUUUGAAUGACGUUGGUUCCGAUGAUAUUACAAGGUUUGUGGCAUUACAAGCUUUGUCAGAUUUAAUCAGUGAGCCAAGGAGUGAUUCACAGCAGUUGGAUUUCAUAAAAACUGCUGUGGUGAGUUUACUACAGAAUAAAAUUACUAAUAAUGUGCGAGAUCCUGAGUAUGUGAGGAAUAAGAUUGCCGAGAUGACCACUAGGUUGUUUUGCAGGAUGUAUGGAGAAUUCAAUGGUAACUCAUGGUCUACAUUUUUCCAGGACAUCAUAGCAAUUUUAUGUAUAGAAUGUUUAAAGAAAGGACCAGCUCGAGAUUUGUCCCCGAUAGGCUUAGACUACUUCAAUCGAAUCUGUGGAGCGAUAAACUCGGAGAUUGCAGACCAGACAUACAUUAGAUCUCGAGAAGCCCAAUUAAAGAAUAAUAGUUUGAAGGAUACCAUGAGAUUGCAGGAUAUUCAAGUGAUGGUUACGAUAUGGCUCAACACCUUGAAAAGCAUAGAACCUGAACAGCAGCGAGAACUUGCUGUACUGACCCUAUCCUGCAUCGGUUCAUAUAUCUCUUGGAUCGAUGUCAAUCUGAUCGUUAAUGAUGUCUAUAUUUCGGUCAUUUAUGGUUAUCUUGACUUUAACACUACUAAAGUCGCCUGUGCCCAAUGCUUAUGUGAAAUAAUCUCCAAGAAGAUGAAGCCAGUGGAAAAAUUGACUCUUCUCAGAAUGCUAAAUUUGACAGAUAAAGUUACGUCAAUUGGGCAAGAUGAUUUAGAAGUUUACGAGCAAAUGGCAAGGUUGACCAAUUCGAUCGGGCUCGAGCUCGCAAAGGUCUUCGAGACAUGCAUCGAUGCCACUCCCAGCGCUGAAAGUGAAGAAUGCGCCAAGGCUGCGGAUGAACAAAUUAUCACUCAAGUGGCACCACUUCUACUGAAGUUCAUGGAUCACGAAUAUGAUUCGGUGACCCAACAAUGUUUUCCCUUCAUAUCUCAAUAUCUUUCCGUUCUCAAAAAACAAUUUGCAUUAGGCGGCAAGCCAGGAUCUGCUGUUCACAUGAACUCCAAGAAGCUACCGCUAGAUCCCUCUCACCACAGCUUUCUGUCUUCAUUAUUAUUGGUGACUUUCAAAAAGAUGAGAAUAGAUGACUCCAGUGGCGAAGAUUCAGAAGAUGAGAUCGACGAAUUUAAUGAUACAAUAAGAUCCAAACUGAAAGUUAUUCAAGAUAGCAUAGCAGUCAUAAAUCCAGCACUCUAUUUGGAAAGCAUCUCAAACCACAUUCAGACGGAAUUGGCAAGUUCAGAUUGGAGGGACCUGGAGUUGGCCAUUUACCAGAUGCAUAACCUGAGCGAUAGCAUUCGGAAUAAUUUAUUCGCUUUAAACAAGGCUGAAAUUGUGGAGUCGCAGGCAACUUUAAUAAUGUCCAAAUUUAUGAGCAUAUUACUGGGAAAUUCAGCAAUUUUCCAAAUGGACGUGCCCUUCGUGCAGAUUCUAUUUUUCGAACUAGUUGUCAGACAUUACCAAUUUUUAAACGCUGACGACAAGAACGAAGUUGCAUUAUUAAACAUUUUCUGUAGUCCUUUCGGCAUGUUCAACAAGAGAGAAAAAGUAAGGCUAAGGACAUGGUAUUUAUUCACAAGGCUCAUCAAGAUUACCAAACCCAAAUUAUCAAUUGCAAUUUUAUCGCAAAUCAUUGGUAAAAUUUCACCUUUACUCGCGGUGAAAGCAAUCACAGAUAAUCAAGAGAGUGCGGAGGAGGAUACAAUUUUCGAUAGUCAGUUGUAUCUCUUCGAAGGUAUCGGUCUGCUAAUCGGCGCUAACGCAGAUAUGAAUUAUGACAUAAUGGACGAGGUGCUGACACCUCUCUUCACUAGUUUAGAGACAUGCAUAUCAGCUCCAAUACAGAAUCCGGCAGUAGUAUUACAGGCUCAUCAUCUAUUGAUGGCAAUUGGAACAAUGGCUAGAGGUGUUCAUGGUGGGCUAGUUCCAGAGAACCAGGUGAACAACACUCUCGUGAAUGAAAAGCUUCUUCGAAGAUCCUUGGUUGAGAAAUUUUCUAAUAUCGCAGAAGUUGUGCUUGUCUCAUUUUCAUACUUCAGUAAGCAUGAGAAUGUCAGGGAUGCAUCCAGGUUCACAUUUGCUCGGUUGAUACCAAUACUUAACACAGAAAUCGUUCCGUUUGCCAGCAAACUGAUUGCAUUGUUCAUAGAGUCAGAUUUGACAACUUUAGAGAUGAACGAUUUCUUAGGUUUCCUAGGCCAAAUGAUUCAUAUGUUUCACAAAGACGAGAGCUGUUACCAACUGUUUGACAGUCUUCUAACCCCAGUGAUAAACAAAGUGCACACAAGCUUGAGUCAAAUCGACAACGAAGAGGCUCUAGAGACAUCCGAGUGGUAUGGGAACGGUGUAGCCAAUCCUAAGGAGAGAAACGGCAAGAGUGUAGUGGUGACAAACUCUUUCAGAGAUAAAAUUCUUCUGAAAAAAGCUUACUACGCCUUUUUGCAAUCACUGGUGACUAAUUCAGUUACAUCGCUACUACUGAGCGAAAGGAAUAGAGGUAUGCUAUCAACGGUUCUCCUAGAUCUACUGACAUACGCCCCACAGGAAGUUCAAGAAACAUCUACGAUCAAACUAGCACUCAACGUUCUCGCGAACCUUGUUAAGUGUUUCGGAUCCGGUCACUGCACAGACGAGAAAGACGUUCAUGCUGCUAACAACGAGAAACUCGACGGUCUUAACGAAUUUAUGAUCGCAAAGAUCGUACCAUUGGUCUUCGAAAUCCCAUUCAAGCCUGAAAACAAAUUCAACAUUAAGGAUGGCAGUUGCCGAGUGGUGGCAUGCGACCUAUCUCGUCUGUUACGGGAAACCUACUUGCAAAGUGCUACUGAUGCAGAUGCCAUGAAUAACCCAUGCCUCAAAUACAUGAUCGAAGUCUACCUCCCACAAGUUCAGUUCCCCUCAGAGAUGAGCUUCCAAUUUGCCCAGGCGUUAGCUUCUCUCGAAGCAAAGGCAUUCGAGAAAUAUUACGUCGAUUUCAUCACAUCUCUAUCAAACUAA
Molecule: messenger RNA, 3174 nt
Organism: Torulaspora delbrueckii
Lineage: Eukaryota; Fungi; Ascomycota; Saccharomycetes; Saccharomycetales; Saccharomycetaceae
Gene: LOS1
Product: Ran GTPase-binding protein LOS1
Exons: 1
Coding region: 1-3174 (1057 amino acids)
Biological process (GO): tRNA re-export from nucleus
Cellular component (GO): cytoplasm; nuclear pore; nuclear matrix
Molecular function (GO): tRNA binding; small GTPase binding
Source: RefSeq, a predicted model, not a curated record